AAUAGCUCAAGGAAAAAAAAAGCGUAUACAAUCAAUUUGUCGAGUGCUUGCUAUUACAACGUGCCCGCUAUCUAGUGGGUGUCGAGUUUCGGGGUGUGAUAUAUUGACAUCGUAGUGCAGGGUCGGGGUAUUUAAAGCCCGGGGAACUGUUUCGGUGGCUUCAGUGUUACACGUGGGACGAUUCUGUAUGCACAGAUGCUGGCCAUUGACCUGACCAUUAUCGAAACACAAUGGCAUGAGGAGUCAAACUUAGGAAGACUUCAAUGAACUAUUAUGGGAUUUGGUCUGAGAUACUUAGCAGUUAUACUUAUGUUUAACAGGGGCCUUUGUCAGAUAUGUAACUCGACUAUAGUUGCAUCACAAAACCAGAUGGAGUCGGUGACAACUCCGGGAUAUAACGGUGGAACUGGUAGUUAUACAAGUAAUAUGGACUGUUACUGGGUUCUUGACGCCGGUGCGGAUGACUUGAGAAUCUUGAUGUUUGUAACGUAUGAUACUUCCUGUCCAAACGACGUUUUCUACAUCCAUGAUGGUCCUGACGGGUCGUCAACAAAAUUAGCAGACGGACAGUGCGGUAAAGCAGUUGCAACGCAUUAUUCAACGUUACAAAGAUACGCUUUUAUCAGAAUGACGUCUGAUGCAACCUUAGAGAAAGUCGGACUUCUUGUGGAAUAUGUGGCAGCUAAAGAUUAUUCCGGAAGUGGUUGUGGUGGCACGAGGCAGACACUGACAGCUACAGAGACAUUCCAAUAUUUAUCUUCUCCAAGUUUUCCUAGUCAGUACCCGAGCGAUAGCAACUGCCGCUGGACAAUCAAUAACGCACUUGGUACUGUGGAUAUCGAAGUCGUCAUAUCUGAUAUAGAAGACGGAGACCCUGCAGUCUGCGACUAUGACCAUUACGAAAUAUAUGACGGAGAAUACAUGUGUGAACACAACACAAUACGAAAAGUCUGUCAGGAGUUCCAGAAAAUCCAAGCUUACAAUUACACUUCCAACAGUAGCUCGGUCGUCGUCAAAUUCUUCAGCGAUUCCUCGGUUAAUCGGCGGGGGUUUCUUCUCAGAUACAGAGCAAUAAUUGCGCCAACAACAACAACCCCCAUUACAACGACAGUAGCAGAGACAACAGCUGAAGCGACAACAACCGCAGAAACAACAACAACAUCAACAACACCAUCAACAACAACAACUUCAACAACUACAACAUCAGCGCCAUGUACAACAAAGUCUACAACAUACAUCACAACAACUAAGGCGGAAGGACUUACGAUAAACUUCGAACUUAUGUUGGGAUUUAUCGGUGGAUCACUUCUACUCAUAUGUAUGACGAUCAUCAUAGUGGUCUGUGUAGUAACAAAAGCCAAACCACCGUCUGGAAAGCAUAUAACUCCAGUUCAACCUUUCAGACCGUAUGAGACUGUCGACAAGAAUUCCAUUCGAAUACGUAAGCCUUCAAAAAUUCCUAAACAGAUAUCGUCCCAGAGUGGUGUGACGCAAAAAUUGCCUCCAUGGUAAUUCAUGUUUACAAUGUGAACUUAAUUUAUAGUGAAAACAUGAUUUACAAUGUAAACAUGUAAACUAUCUGGUUUGUAAUUUUGUUGAUAGUCUGUACUCCUGUUAAAUAUAUUUGCUGUGUGCGUGUUCGAUUUGUCUUUAUCACUUGUGCUUUUAAGCUGUUCACAAA
Magallana angulata is the source of this 1681-nucleotide messenger RNA. RefSeq names its product embryonic protein UVS.2-like. The transcript has 10 exons. NCBI's taxonomy places the organism in Eukaryota, Metazoa, Mollusca, Bivalvia, Ostreida, Ostreidae. The record is from RefSeq and is a predicted model, not a curated record. The coding region runs from base 274 to 1512 and encodes 412 amino acids.